CCGAAAUUCCUGAACUAGCAACUUCUCAUACUUGUCAAUUUGUGCCACCACUUUAUUUCUCAUCCUUGCCAAGGCCCCUGGUACCUGGAUGUGAAUAUGAAUGUACAGUUUGUUGCUUGUGUGUCAACUGUGUCAAGCGAAAGCGAAACGUCUUUGGGAAAAGAGCAGAAAACUUUCCAUUUGCGUUCCUGUUUGCGUUAUUUUGUUGCCAGUUGGUUGAAAAAGUUCCGACACCAAGUGUGCUGGGGAAAUCACCUGAUUUGAUGCAAACAUCACCAGACGAUCCAGGGCCAUCAAAUAGUCCUGGGAAUACGAACUCAAGUAUGCCACUCAAUCCAGCAAUGAAUGAUGCGCCUUUAGAAUUUAACAAAAAUAAGGGAAAACCACCUAUGCCUAUUAUGAAUAUUGACAUUGAUAAUGACAACGACAGUGAUGAUCUAGCCAUCAUAGGAGAAGAAAUCUUUGUGCGUGGUAAGGGUGAUAGGGACAACAGAGACAAGGAAAACCAGAAAGAAAGAGACGAAAGACUGAGGGAGAGGGAUAGAGUGCGCGAUAGAGAUCGAGAAAGAGAACGUGAUCGAGGACGUGAUCGUGACAGAGAUCGAGAUAGAGAAAGAGAUCGAGAAAGAGAACGCGAAAGAGAAAGAGACCGGGAGCGAAGAGAACGAGACAGAGAACGCAAUGGCCGAGAUAGAAGAGACCGCAAGACUGAUGACCGCCUUGAGGGAAAUAAUGGUCUUCUGCCAAACCCAGACAUGAUUGGACCAAAUGGAGGAGCCAUUCCCAUGGUGCCAAUGCCAGGGCCCAAUGGUGCACCACUGGUGGGCCCAGGGCACGGCCCAGGGCCUGGCUUGGUGCCACCACCCUCUGGGCCUGGACCAGGGGGUCCUGGACCCGGACCCAUGGGACCUGGGCCUGGACCCAUGGGGCCCGGACCCGGACCUAUGGGUCCGGGGCCCAACAUGUGGGGCAGCAUGAUGAACCCCAUGAUGGGCAUGAUGGGGAACAUGAUGGGCCCCAUUCCUCCCAUGGGAAUGAACAUGGAUCCCACCAUGAUGGGCAUGGGGCAGUUUGGAAUGAUGGGAGGUAUGAUGCCUGAUGGAUCUGUAAUGGGACCAGAUGCAGCAAUGAUACCACCUGACCCCUCCUUGUUGAUGGGGCCUCCACCUGAAGAGUCAGGUCUGGCCAAAGAAAUUGUACAUUGUAAAGAUUGCACCUUAUUUCCACCCAAUCCCAAUGCACCACUUCAGUCUACUCGAGAAAGGCCUUUGGGUUGUAGAACUAUUUUUGUUGGAGGCUUGCCUGACAAUGCCACUGAGGACAUGAUUCAUGAAAUAUUUCAGCGGUGUGGUGAAAUUCAAACCAUUAGAAUGAGCAAGAAAAAUUUCUGCCAUGUUCGUUUUAUGUUUGAAAGUUCGGUAGAGAAUGCAUUUUACUUCUCAGGAUACCGCAUGCGCAUUGGAUCAAAUACAGACUCUCCAAACACAGGAAGACUGCAUGUGGACUAUGCACAAGCUAGGGAUGACUUUCACGAGUGGGAGUGUGCUCAAAGACAACUGCAGCGAGAGGCAAGACACCGUCAACGCAUGGAACAAGAACUCUUACACCCACCCUCCCCACCUCCUGUUGCACACUAUUCUGAGCACGAAGCAGCUGUCAUUGCAGAGAAGAUAAAAGUGGAUGAAACCUUCGCCCAGUCAGUUCAGACUCUCAUUACUUGGUUGGAGCGUGGCAAUUGCAACAAGCGUAAUUCCAACCAAUUUUACUCAAUGAUUCAAGCUGCUAACUCUCAUGUUCGAAGACUUUUGGGAGAAAAGGCGCAACUGGAAGAAGAACUACAAGCUGCUAAAAACCUGUUCAAAGGAGGAAUGCAGGGCCUCUUAAUUCAGUUCAGUGACAUCGAGAGAGUAUUUACGUCAGCCAGCCACAAGAAAGUCUGGGACCAUUUCACGAAAGCUCAAAGAAAAAACAUCGAUUUGUGGAAGAAACAAUCCAUGGAAAUCAAAACGAUUCAGCUAGAGGAUGCUGUUCUGCACAAUGAAGAGAUGGAAUUGUCUGAUGAAGAGGACUCUAUGCAGAAAAGGAAGCAAAGAGAUGACUCCACAAUGGUGUCCAUGGAUGAAUCUGAUUCCCUCAAGGAAGAGAAUGAUAGUUUACGUUGCCAGCUUGAGGCCUAUAAGAAUGAGGUGGAUCUUGUUCGGUCAGACUUAAAAAUUGAGUUGAACAGGAAAGAGCAGCAGCUUAAAAUGGUACAGCAGACUAUGCAGGGUUUGCAGGAGAAACUAAUGGAAGGCCGCCGAAAGCAAAUGGAUGAUGAGGUGAAAAUUAAGGAGCUGAUGGCCCGUUUGGCUGAAUCCACAAAAUCUAGUAACAAAAAUGAUGUCAGUAUUGAUGGAGAUAAGUCAACUGAAGGAGAUGUUGGAGAAGAAGGACGUAAUCAAACUGACAAGGAAACUUCUGAAACAAGAAUUGACACAGAUGCCAUGUCCAGAAUUUCAGACAGGGAAGCCAAACUCAUUGGCGUUAUCUCAGCUUUUCUUCAUGUGCAUCCAUUUGGAGCAGGGACUGAUUAUGUGUGGUCUUAUGUUCAGAAGAUUGAACCAACUUUGAGACCCUCUGAAGUAGAAGCUCUUUUAACUCAAUACCCUACAGUGUUUAGACAGGAAUUGUGUGGUAUUGGUGCAAAUAUUGAGAGAAGGUGGCAGUUUUCUGGGUUCAGUUAACUGUUUCUACAUUCUUGAUACCAAAAUUUCAUUUUUUCCCCCCCUGUAAACAUAACCACCACAAUUCCUUAGAUGGUAGCUUUUUGUUGAAUUUCACUGGAAAAGAAAAUUUUAUGUACACACAAUUUGUUGGAGGCUAGUUGUACAAUUUGUCUAUUUCUCAUUGUACACAUAAAUAGUUCCUUCUCUUUUUAGUAAUUGAAAUGAAUCACUGUUUUAUUUUACCCAAUUCAUGUGAAUUGUAACCUCUGUAAAUUCUAGUUAUUAGUCCAUAUGUGUUCAGAAGUAUAGCUUUUGCUGUGCUUUAGAUUUUUCAGUCAAUGUUUAUGGGUAAUCACGAACAAGUUUCACUCAGGCCUUGUUUAUGAAGGGAGAGUGUCUAUUACUGCAUGUCUUGGGGUACUUUAUUCAUAAAAAUGAUCAGUUGUCAUUGUACUUACAGCUUGUGAGACUAACCCCAGAUGUCUUUGAACCCCAUUGUAUUUGUACAUGUAAAAGUCGUACAAGCAUAUGAGUUGCUGAAGUAAGUUGAAGUAAAGUGAGCCUGUCAUUCUGUAAUGGAAGUGGGCUUUCUCAAAUCAAGUCAAGUUCAAUACUGAUUGUUUAAAGAUUGCAACAUUUUAAUCAGUUUGAAAGGCACUUUUCUUCUGUUUUUUUUAAAUUACUAUUCACAUUAUGCUCAAGUAACAUGUUCAGUACUUUCCGAGUUUUUGAUGGUCUCUGGAAUCAAAUGUUGUUUCAAUUAUCUCUCAAUAAAUGGGGAAUAAAAUAUAAAAUUUUUCCUAUGCUCAUAUUUUUUAUGAAUUCUCAAUUUCAUAAUAAUGCAUUUUAGUCGAUUUACCUUAAAGUUUACUGUACUGUAUUCUACUAUUUAGCGAGGACCCUUCUCUGUAAUUGUGCAUUUCAGAGCUGUGAUACUAUUUGAUAAUCCCGAUUUUGAAUUUGUCACCCAAGGAAAGGUUGUCUAAUUUCUAGCCAAUGCUGUUUUCAUCCCUGCAAAAAAAAAAAAAACUAAAGAAAAAGGAUGUCUUUCUUUUUCUGGCAGCUACCUGUAUGUUUA
Molecule: messenger RNA, 3783 nt
Organism: Thrips palmi
Lineage: Eukaryota; Metazoa; Arthropoda; Insecta; Thysanoptera; Thripidae
Product: ecto-NOX disulfide-thiol exchanger 2-like
Exons: 13
Coding region: 264-2723 (819 amino acids)
Biological process (GO): ultradian rhythm
Cellular component (GO): plasma membrane; external side of plasma membrane
Molecular function (GO): protein-disulfide reductase activity; RNA binding
Source: RefSeq, a predicted model, not a curated record